Messenger RNA from Musa acuminata subsp. malaccensis (wild Malaysian banana), 1894 nucleotides. RefSeq names its product omega-amidase, chloroplastic. Gene Ontology annotation, cellular component: mitochondrion. Lineage: Eukaryota; Viridiplantae; Streptophyta; Magnoliopsida; Zingiberales; Musaceae. The record is from RefSeq and is a predicted model, not a curated record. Gene Ontology annotation, biological process: oxaloacetate metabolic process; L-glutamine metabolic process. Gene Ontology annotation, molecular function: omega-amidase activity.
CGAAGAAUCCCUCUCAUCAACACCAACAAUACAACACGAGAUGAAUGGCACCGGACCAAAAAAGAGAGGUCUUGAAGUAAAUUGAGAAAGAGAUAAACCCUAGAGAAAGGGGAGGGUCGUACCUGAGGGAUCCGACGUGCCACCACCGCUGAGACGGAGCAAAGAUCGGAGUUGCGUCAAGGGCUUCGGUCGGAGCAAGAGAGGAUAAGGGAGGUUCCUUUAGGGUUUCGAGGGUUGAAGAGAGAAAGAGAGACAAGUGUAAUUUGAGGUACAAGACGAGGGUAUACCGUGAAAUCUUUGGCCGUCUCCGAACCUUAAAAUCCUCCGGCGGUAAACUUACCAUACAUCGCGGUCGCGACUCAAUAUAUCGCACACGACUAGAGUAUGAGAGGGGCACUCGCCGUCCGCCCGUCUGUCGCUCUUCUCGCCGCCGACCUCUUCCCCUCCUCUCGCCGCGGCUUCAUCCUCCCCCACCGCCGAAACCCUUGCGUCGCUCCCCAGCCGCCUCGCCAUCGGCUGUCCACCGUCUCCGCCAUGGCCUCCGCAUUCAAGCCCGAGGAGUCAAGGGUUCCGCCGGCGCUCCAACUACCUACUCCGCGCGUCUCCAAGUUCAAGAUCGCUCUCUGCCAGUUGUCAGUGACUCCGGACAAGGAGAGGAACAUCGCCCAUGCUCGCAAAGCGAUUGAGGAGGCCGCCCGGAAGGGGGCGCAGCUUGUUCUUUUGCCGGAAAUAUGGAAUAGUCCAUAUUCAAAUGAUAGCUUCCCAAUCUAUGCUGAGGAUAUUGAAGCCGGAGGUGAUGCAGCUCCAUCAUUUUCAAUGCUGUCUGAAGCUGCUCGCAGUCUGCAGAUCACUAUAGUUGGUGGAUCGAUUCCAGAACGUUCUGGUGAUUGCCUAUACAAUACAUGCUGUGUAUUUGGCACAGAUGGAAUUCUCAAGGGUAAACAUAGAAAGAUACAUCUUUUUGACAUUGAUAUUCCGGGGAAGAUUACAUUUAAGGAAUCAAAGACGCUUACAGCUGGGGAGCACCCUACUAUCGUGGACACAGAUGUAGGACGCAUUGGUAUUGGUAUUUGUUAUGACAUUCGCUUCCAGGAGCUAGCCAUAUUAUAUGCAGCAAGAGGUGCUCAUUUGCUAUGCUAUCCUGGGGCAUUUAACAUGACUACUGGCCCCUUGCAUUGGGAGUUGCUGCAAAGGGCAAGGGCUGCUGAUAAUCAGUUAUUUGUGGCAACUUGUUCGCCCGCUAGAGACUCUGGUGCUGGUUACAUUGCUUGGGGACAUUCCACACUUGUUGGACCUUUUGGAGAAGUGAUUGCGACCACAGAGCAUGAGGAGGCAAUCAUUGUUGAAGAGAUUGAUUAUUCAUUGAUUGAACUCAGAAGGUCAAACCUGCCUUUGGCAAACCAACGGCAUGGCGAUCUGUACCAGCUUGUCGAUGUUCAGAGGCUGAACUCAAAGUAGAUGAUGCUAAGGGUUGCUGGUGCUUUCUGAAAUAACGCAACAGAUUCACAUGCAUGUUGAAAGACUUCUUUAGCAAAUGACUUCUUUAGCAAUCAGUCUCAUUCAGAAUUCUUCCCGUGUUGUGGUGUUUGCUUCUCUGGAUGAGAAGUGAAACAAGGAACUGACUACUUAUCCUUCCAAAUAGUGUGAUAGAAAUUCUGACAAAAGCUCCGAUGGAUCUUUGAUCAUAGAAUGAGUUAUUGGAUUGCUAUCAUGCUGGCUAUAAUGGUUCCGAUAAGGAUAAACGUUUUGCUUUGACCAUAGGGGUUGUAACUGAGGGUUUGAACAGAUAGCAACAAAGAUGUGACUGUCCAAUCCAAAUUGACUUUGAUGUGUGUUAGUGCACGCGGAGUGGCCCAUUCAGAUACAUCAGUAUCUAUUAGAUACAUGUUGAUUG